Polypterus senegalus (gray bichir) is the source of this 2371-nucleotide messenger RNA. RefSeq names its product E3 ubiquitin-protein ligase TRIM16-like. Bases 53 to 1729 code for a protein of 558 amino acids. The transcript is spliced from 6 exons. Lineage: Eukaryota; Metazoa; Chordata; Cladistia; Polypteriformes; Polypteridae. The record is from RefSeq and is a predicted model, not a curated record. Gene Ontology annotation, molecular function: zinc ion binding; protein binding.
UGGUUUUACUUUCUUUUAUUUAGAAGUCAUUCCUCAGCCUGACUGCUGCACAAUGGCAGAAGCCCGGCUGUCGAUGUUACAGGAAAUGUUCAACUGCUCCAUGUGUCAGGGGAUUCUACAGGACCCUGUCUCGACCCCCUGUGGGCACAACUUCUGCACUAACUGCAUUAAUAAACACUGGGAUCAGAGUGAUCAGGCAGAGGGCUACAAGUGUCCCCAGUGCAAUGAAGUCUUCAGCUCCCGGCCUGUCCUGUCCAGAAAUGCCAUGCUGGCUGAAGUUAUGGGAAAAUUAAAACAGAUGGAGGUCAGCCUCCCACCUGAGGAAAGCUGUGCAGGUCCUGGAGAUCUGGAGUGUGAUGUCUGCACCGAUAAGAAGCGAAAAGCUGUGAAGUACUGCUUGACCUGCCAGGCCUUCUUCUGCGAGACUCACAUUCAGCCUCAUAGAAACUCUGAAGCAUUUAAGAAGCACACGCUGGAUGAUCCAGUGGCUCGUCUGCCCCAGGAGCUCUGCUUAAGACAUCAGAAACCCAUUGAGUUUUUCUGCAGGACUGACUGGUUGUCUCUUUGUUACAGCUGUGUGUUGACAGAACACAAGAGCCAUGACACCGCAACGCUGGAGACAGAGCAAGUGGAGAAACAGGCCCAGUUAAAGACAGCACAGACCGAAAUCCAGCAGAGAGUCCAGGAAAGAGAGAAGAAACUGGAAGAGGUGUUGAAGGCCGCAGAGUUGAUCAAGGUCUCCGCAGAAAAAGAGGUGCGGGACAGUGAAGCAGCAUUCCAUGCGGUCAUCCAGUCCAUGGAAGAGGCCAGCAAGAAAGUGAGUGAGCUGAUCAGAGACCAGGCAGAGAGAGAAGUGAAGACGGUGGAAGGCAUCAAGGAGCAGCUGGAGAAGGAGAUUGAAGAACUGAAGAAGAGAGACAGGGAGCUGUCAGAGCUGGCACGGGUCGAGGACCAAAUCCACUUCCUCCAGAAUUUUCCAUGCCCUCCUGUCCCUCCUGGAGAUAAAGAGUUGCUGUCCGUCACGAUCUGCAGUGACAUCUCUAUUAAGGAGCUGAAGGAGUUGCUGUCUUCUCUGAAGGAGUCUAUGGAACCAGUAAAGAAAUGUCAGCUACUGAAAACAACCAAGAAAGGAGAAGAGUCAGUUUACAUCCUGAGAUUUCCAAGAAGCGAACAAGACUUUUUAAAAUAUGCCUGUCAACUCACCUUGAACCCAUGCACAGCAAAUGAAUACUUGUGGUUGUCUGAAGAUGUCAGGAAAGUCACACACAGCACAGAGCCUUGUCCCAGCUUCGACCACCCUGACAGAUUUGAUCGUUGGUUACAAGUCCUCUGCAAUGAGGGUCUGUACAAGAGUCGCUACUACUGGGAAGUGGAGACUGUUGGGAAUCGUGCAGUCAUUGGAGUAGCUUACCAUUCGAUUGGGCGCAAAGGAGGAGAUGAAGACUGCCAUCUGGGAGGCAAUAAGAGCUCCUGGGGCUUGUAUUGUUCUGGUUCCAGCUACUCCGCUCGCCACAAUAAACAGGAAACAGAAAUAAUUGCCCCCUACUCCUCCAGAAUCGGGGUGUACUUGGACUACCCCUCUGGUACUCUCUCGUUUUACAGCAUCUUAGACACAAUGACGCUUCUUCACAGGUUUGAGGGCAACUUCACUGAACUGCUCUAUCCAGGCUUUUCUCUUAAUUGUUAUGGCUCCAGUGUGACAAUCUGCCAAGUGAACCAGCAGGCUUAGUGCUAAAAUGGUGUUUCAAAUCAUGGGAGACAGGAAAAGGGCAGUAGGGAUAUGUUAUGAGGAUGGUGUAAUAUUAUUAUGAGAAAAGUAUGCACUUUAAAAUACUUUAGAAAGUGAAUUGUUGUAGAUUCUAAAGGUUAAAACUAGUAUAGAAAAAUUUCAGAGAUUCUGGCCAGCUGACCUGAGGGAAUACAGGUAGGCUGAACUGAAAGUCCAGCAUAGCCUGGAAUGGAAGAGAUAAAUCAAAUGUAUGACACCAGCUCAGCCUCCAGGAGGAAAGCAUGGACUGGAAUGAAGCAGGGAAUUAUCCUAUCCCAUUACUCCAGGAGGUACAUCAGGUAAGCAGGAUUAAUGUAAAGACAGGGUAGAAAAGAAACUCUCUCACUCUCGGCUGACAUAUUCAGACAGGUCAUGCUAUCUGUUUACUCCACUCUGUUUAAGGGCCAUGCUCAACCACGUUGGACCAGAGGCCAAUCAACACACAACUUUAGAAAGGCACCUGAUAGCUUAUACAAGAUGAACUGAUUAUUUCCAAGCUUGUAGUAAUAUCAUUUUGCAAAUAUUUGCAUUUGUGCAUUGUUGUAAUCUUAGGCGUAUUAUCUACGUAUAAUCUCUCUAUAUAUAUAAAAUCCAACAUCUGUC